Messenger RNA from Taeniopygia guttata (zebra finch), 1822 nucleotides. Lineage: Eukaryota; Metazoa; Chordata; Aves; Passeriformes; Estrildidae. The record is from RefSeq and is a predicted model, not a curated record.
AUGUUCGGCCGUGUUGUGCUGACCCAGGCUGGGACCUCCCCCAAGCAGCCAGGUUUUAGUCGGGAUAUUUGGGAUGGGAAUUGCGGGACCCCGAGCCUGGCACCCCCCCUGUUCCCAGCGUUGGGGGGGGGUCAGCAGGGCCCGGCCCAUCACAGAGGGGGAUUUGCUUUGUUGGCAGUUUGUCCCCCCACCCUCUUCUCCUGCUCUGGCAUCACCGAUUCCCCCUCCCCAAAUUCCUUUUGGAGUUGUGCUUCGUGUUUUGGGGGCUCAGAUCCAACCCCCGAUCCUUGGGGCUGCUGGAGCUGCACCUUCCCAGCGUCCCAGCCCUGGAGAAGGGCUGGAUGUUCCUUGUCCUGGCCCUGGAGAAGGUGGCCAAGGGUGGGGUUUUUGUCCCUACUUACCCCCGAGGCCGGUGGGGCUGCACCUUCCCAGCGGCCCAGCCCUGGAGAAGGUGGCCAGGGGCUGGAAGUUGGUUGUCCCAGCCCCAAAGGUGGUGGCCAAGGGCUGGAAGUUGGUUGCCCCAGCCCUGGAGGAGGUGGCCAAGGGCUGGAAGUUGGUUGCCCCAUCCCCAAAGGUGGUGGCCAAGGGCUGGAAGUUGGUUGCCCCAUCCCCAAAUGUGGUUGCCCCAUCCCCAGAGGUGGUGGCCAAGGGCUGGAUGUUGGUUGCCCCAUCCCCAAAGGGGGUGGCCAAGGGCUGGAAGUUGGUUGCCCCAGCCCCAAAGAUGGUUGCCCCAUCCCUAGAGGUGUUGGCCAAGGGCUGGAUGUUGGUUGCCCCAUCCCCAAAGGUGGUGGCCAAGGGCUGGAAGUUGGUUGCCCCAUCCCCAGAGGUGGUGGCCAAGGGCUGGAAGUUGUCCCUGUGGCACUGGCAGGUGUGGGUGUCACACAACCAGGUCCCCUCUUCCCUUUGAAGCAGUUCCCGAGGGGCUGAGGAGCAGCGAUGGGGCUCUGGGUGCUAAUUACCGCCUCAAUUAACGCCCCCUCUCCAUGAAGCCACAGCCCCGAGCCCAAAUCCCCCUUCCCCUCUUCUGGCCACAGCUUCGGAGCAGAAUUCCCUGCCCCGGCCCCCACCACGCCAAACCAAAAAAUAAAAAACCAAUCCAGAAACGCCCCAAAUUCCCCCUUUUCCCCCCAAAUCCAGCGCCUCGGGGCUGGGCUUGUCUCUGACCCCAUCUCCGCGCUCCCGCCCGUCCCUUCCCCUCCCGGCUGCCACCUGGAGCUUGGACACCGGGAUCGAGGGGAGCCCCAGGGGGACCCCCGACCCCAGGGAGCCCCCAAAUCCAGGGGGAGCCCCACCUCCCGCAGCCUGGGUUUUAUUGCAUGUUCUAGCAAGGUGCAUGUCCAAGGAGGGGAGUCGGCAAUGGGGCGGGUGGUGGGUUGAGUUCAAGCUUCAUUUUCUUUUUGGGAUUGGGAGAACCCCUCUGGCUGCCUCUGGCACAGAUCCCGCCUGGCCAGGGGGGCUGGCAGGGACGCACAUCCCACCAAACCUCGGCCAGGGAGGACCUGAAGCCCUCCAGGGGUGCAGUGAUGCUGAUUUUAGGGUUCUCGAUGCUGAAAGGAUCAUACGCCCGUUGCCUGGAGACUGCCUCCUUUUUAAUUUUUAUUUUUAUUUCUUGCUUUUUUUUUUUUUUUUUUUUUUUUAGUUCUGUUGAAAGGAGAAAAAAAAUGGUGAAAAUGUUAUUUAUUGGCAGAAAUUAUUUAAUAUAAUUUCUUUUUUUUUUUUUUGUGAAACAAGGAAUGAAUUUGUUAGAACUGUCUCGAUGUAAAUCGGAGUCAUCUUUAAGGAGGAAAAAAAAGAUAAAAAAAGUUAAAAAUUGACACAGUCA